This is a messenger RNA of Coregonus sp. 'balchen', 14950 nucleotides long. NCBI's taxonomy places the organism in Eukaryota, Metazoa, Chordata, Actinopteri, Salmoniformes, Salmonidae. The record is from the annotation of a GenBank genome assembly.
AUGCAAGGCACCGAGUUCAAACCUCACACACACUCACCCACAGUCACUCACUGCGAUGUGUUGUGUUGCAGUAAUCUGCCAGCGAAGCCUGCAGAGGAGGCCCAGAAACACAGACAACAGUAUGAGGAGAUGGUGGCCCAGGCCAAGAAGAGAGGUGUGUAUUUAUAUGUAUUCAUCUGGAUCAUAUCUGGCCAUUUUAGAUGGAUAUUCCCUCACUCCCACUGCUCUUAGAAAUCCUCCUUUCUGUCAUGACAACUCAUAGUCAAAAGAAAUGGAAUGCGUUUCCAGCUUUUUAGUUUACACAGGCAGCCCAAUUCUGAUAUUUUGCCCAAUUACUGGGAAAAUUAGCUGAUCUGAUUUGUGGAAAGAAAUCUGAAUUGGGCUGCCUGUGUAAACGCAGCCUUGGAUACUUUUAUAAUAGCUGAUCAAUUUUGACUGCUCUCCAUCGUGAAAAAUGACUGGAAGGGUACCCACUAUACUGUUUCAACCAUGACAUCCUUACAGAUCAGUGGUCUUAGAAGGAUACUACAGUAUAUAAUGGUGACAUACAGUGCAUUCGGAAAGUAUUCAGACCCCUUGACUUUUUCCACAUUUUGUUACGUUACAGCCUUAUUCUGAAAUGUCUUAAAUAGUUUUUCCCCCUCAUCAAUCUACACACUACCCAAAAUGACAAAGCAAAAACUGGUUAUCACAUUUACAUAUGUAUUCAGACCUUUUACUCAGUACUUUAUUGAAGCGCCUUUGGCAGUGAUUACUGCCUCAAGUCUUCUUGGGUAUGACGCUACAAGCUUGGCACACCUGUGUUUGGGGAGUUUCUCCCAUUCUUCUCUGCAGACCCUCUCAAGCUCUGUCAGGUUGGAUGGGGAGCGUCGCUGCACAGCUAUUUUCAGGUCUCUCCAGAUGUGUUAGACUGGGCCACUCAAGGACAUUCAGAGACUUGCCCCGAAGCCACUCCUGCGUUGUCUUGGCUGUGUGCUUAGGGUCGUUGUCCUGUUGGAAGGUGAACCUUCGCCCCAGUCUGAGGUCCUGAGUGCUCUGGAGCAGGUUUUCAUCAAGGAUCUCCCUGUACUUUGCUCCAUUCAUCUUUCCCUUGAUCCUGACUAGUCUCCUGGUCCCUGCCUCUGAAAAACAUCCCCACAGCAUGAUGCUGCCACCACAAUGCUUCACCGUAGGGAUGGUGCCAGGGUUCCUCCAGACGUGAAGCUUGGCAUUCAGGCCAAUGAGUUCAGUCUUGGUUUCAUUGAGAGUCGUUUAGGUGCCUUUUGGCAAACUCCAAGCGGGCUGUCAUGUGCCUUUUGCUGAGGAGUGGCUUCCGUCUGGCCACUCUACCAUAAAUGCCUGAUUGGUGGAGUGCUGCAGAGAUGGUUGUCCUUCUGGAAGGUUCUCCCAUCUCCACAGAGGAACUCUGGAGCUCUGUCAGUGACCAUCGGAUUCUUGGUCACCUCCCUGACCAAUGCCCUUCUCCCCCAAUUGCUCAGUUUGGCCAGGCGGCCAGCUCUAGGAAGAGUCUUGGUGGUUUCCAAACUUCUUCCAUUUAAGAAUGAUGGAGGCCGUAGUGUUCUUGGGGACCUUCAAUGCUGCAGAAAUGUUUUGGUACCUUAACCAGAAAAUUUCUAAAAACCUGUUUUUGCUUUGUCAUUAUGGUGUAUUGUGUUUAGAUUGUUCAGGGGGAAAAAAAACUAUUUAAUCAAUUUUAGAAUAAGGCUGAAAUGUAACAUUUUUUGGAGAAGGGGUCUGAAUACUUUCCGAAUGCACUGUAAUACUUCAAAUGUAAUAAUAUAAUGCCAUUUAGUGGAUGUUUUUAUCGAAAGUCACUUACUGUCAUGCGUGCAAUUGUUUUUAAACAUAUGGAUGGUCCUGGGAAUCAGGCCAACUAUCCUGGCGUUGCAAGCACCACGCUGUACCAACUGAGCUACAGAGGACCACAUGUUUCUAUUAUAAUGUUGUCUAACACACUCUUUCCUCCCUCCCUCGUUCCCUCCCUCUGUAGAGCUCAAGGAGGCCCAGAAGAGGAGGAAGCAGCUGGAGGACAGGUGCAAGCUGGAGGAGAGCAUAGGCAACGCCGCCCUGACCUGGAACCAGGAGAUUCUGCCCAACUGGAGUGCCAUGUGCACAUCUCGGCGGGUCAGGGAGCUCUGGUGGCAGGGAGUGCCCCCAAGCGUCAGGGGCAAGGUCUGGAGCCUGGCGGUGGGCAACGAGCUCAACAUCACCCACGGUACUACACGUCCGCACACACACACCUCUCACUGUAGGCAUGAGAGAGACUGCACUGAAUUAUACACACCUCAUAUCACAUAUCACACCCGGGGUGCGUAUGUGGGAGGGAAAGAGAGAACUUAUAAUACUGUAUAUACCGGAGGUCUUAAUUUCAGCAUGUCAUUGAAAAACCACCCCCUCUGGUGGCCCAUUUUGGUUGUGACGGCCAAACCAAAUGGAAUCGUGUAUCAAUGUGACACGCGCAGUGGUCUUAUAAAUUGACAAUUUGUCUUGGUCUGUGUAAUUCAGUUACAACACCAAAGAUAGAUUGAAGAGGAAGAGGGAAGGUACACGGCUGAAUGCUCUCCUGAUACAAGAGAGAACGACCAGCAUCCCAAUUAGUUCACACUGACUCUGAUUCAACUGGACACACACGCAAAUACGUGCCCUUCACUUUCACUGGAAUCUUCAUAUUAAUACCUCCACACAGACUUGCAGUGUGUGUGUGUGUGUGUGUGUGUGUGCGCUCUCUCUCUUCUCUCUCUCACACAUUUGCACUACUGAGGUGAAAAUCUCUCAGAGGGACUUGCAGAUAAGCCCCCCUAACUCCUGAGGUGAGCUACACGGCACUAUAAUAACCAUACUAAUCAACCUAUAUCACUCCCUCUUAUGUAUACUCACAGGGAUUUUUCUGUUUUUUUUGAAAUACUUGGAGCGUUAUUUACGGUCGCCUAUGUCCAAACAGUGUUUUUGUAAUGAAUUUUCGGGAUGGAAAAACGUUUUCAGUGUAAACUUAAACGACUAAAACCUGAUUUAAAGUAUGUAGAAAACAUAAUGGACCUUAAUUGUUUUAUUAAUAUAUUAUUUGAGAACUAACAAUUACCAAAAUAGAAGGUAGACAAUCAGGGAGAAUUGACAAUUCCAAAAAUAAGGAAUUUAACAGUAUUGAUUUUUGUUAUGUUUGAGCAAAAGAACACAGCAUUAGUCAUGGCAAAAUGCAUAGAAUUGCAGGAAAUUAACUUUAAAACUGCAACAUUUUCUCUCGGCUCCAAGGCAAAAUAUGUAUAAUUGCAGGAAAUUAGCUUUAAAACUGCAAAAAUGUCUCUCGGCUCCAUGGAGGAAUGUGUAGAAUUGCAGGAAAUUGGACUUAAAAAUGCCAAACAUUUCUCUACACCGCCAAGAUGGGGGCCUCUAAAAUGUUCUCUGAAAUUCAGCUGCGCCGACCGCACCCAUUGCCACGCCCACCACUUUUUGAUCCAGAAAAAACCCCUGACUCAUAUGCCACUGCUUUUCUGAAUACCUAAACUAUUCCAUCUGUCUAUGAGCAGAGCUAAACCAAGAGCCAUUGAUCUACAUAUAUACCUCCAAUACAAUAUGAAUGCAUUCAUCUAUUGCUCUGGCAAAUAAUCAGAGGUGAAGUACAGAUUCAGCAACCCUCGGAGGACAAUGAAAGCUUAUUUAUUGUGUACAAGUAAAAACCAAGUUUUGACUCUUGGCCUUCACCAGAGUUCUACAGAUAGAAGAAAGAAUGAGGAUUUCAAUCGGAAGUGUCCAUCUGAGUUUCUCGCCGCUGUUCCACAGUCCCUUUAUCUACACAUGGUCAUGUGGGCGAGGCAUAGCUAGUGCUAGUUAGGGUUCAUAAUACAGAGACAAUAUUGGUCUGUAAAUGCUCUUGUUCUUCCAUAAAGAGCCGAAUACCAGUAUACCAGCUUUGCUAACGUCAUCACAAGGUGACUCAGGGUUGUGAAUGAGGCAUGGCCUGUGUCCCAAAUAGCACCCUAUUCCCUAUAUGGUGCCAUGGUCUAUUAUGUAGAAAUAUCUCAUUACACAGAUUCAAUUACUCCUCACUAGAGGGCAGCGCCAGGUCUAGGAGAAGGCCAGUAGAUAAGCACAGCACCAUUGAGACACUGAAUAGCUCUUUGGGAAUGUAUUCAGGCUUGAUGUGCUGCAGCAGAAGGCUUUUAGAUAGCAUUACUGUCAUUGGCGUAGUCCCGGUCUGUGAUUUACUCCAAUGUUAAUUGGCUCAAGGGCAGGUUUUAUUUUGUGUGUGUGCGUGCGUCUGUGUGUGCAUGCGUGCGUGGGCUUAUAUCUGUGUGUAUGUGUAAUAACAGGCCUAAAGUUGUGAUGUAUUCUAUUUGUCCACAGAGCUGUUUAACAUCUGUCUGGCCAGGGCAAGGGAGAAGUGGAAAUCUAUGCCUACUGCACCACCCACUGAACCAGAGGCUGAAGGUAGUGAUUGAUUGAUUGAUUGAUAUAUUAGGAUUUAUUGGGAGUAUAUAUUCUUCUUUCUCUUUUCAUCCUUUCAUUUCUUUAUCCCCUUCUUUUUCUGAAGUGCUAUUGGAAACGUUUGACCUGUCUUACAAGUGGUGGAGAAUUUCAAUCUGACUCACAUGGAUUCUAAAAUAGCCUGCAGAAUGUUACAGAACAUAAAGAAAUGUGUGAUUGUUGAAUGAUUCAAUGUGUUUCUAACAUGUUCUUCUAUCUUCCCUGUGUUUGUGCGUGUGUGUGUAGAUGCAGGUUUGUCUCUGGCGGACAGAGAGGCCAGUCUGGAGCUGAUUAAACUGGACAUCUCCAGAACCUUCCCACACCUCUGUAUCUUCCAACAGGUCAGUGGCAGAACAACAACCACAACUGUUUAUAAAAUAAUAUACUACUACUACUACUAAUAAUAAUAAUAAUAUAUGAACACUCUAGAUUAUCACUUUAUUCAGUAGAUAAAAUUAAAUGAAUUGGUCUGUGUGUGUAUGUGUUUGUUGUCGGAAUGUGUGUGUGCGUAUGUAGUGUAAGUGAAUGUGUGUGGGUUUUGUGGGAGUGUGUGUAUAUAUAGUAUUGUGAGUGUGCAUAUAGAGUCAGUGCACAUAGUCCGGGUGACCAUGAAUUAACUAUUUAGCUUGGGGGUAGAAGCUGUCUCGAAGCCUGUUGGUCCAAGAGCUGAUGCUCAUGUACUGUUUGCCAGACGGAAGCAGAUUGAACAGUCUAUGGGUUGGGUGGCUGGAGUCUUAGGCAAUUUUCUGUCCCUUUCUCUGACACCACCUGAUACAGAGGUCCUGGAUGGCAGGGAGCUCAGCUCCAGUGAUGUACUGGGCUGUCUGCAUCAUCCUCUGUAGUGCUUUGCGGUCAUGGGUGGUGCAUUUUCCAUACCAAGCGAUGAUGCAGCCAGUCAAGAUGCUCACAAUGGUGCAGCUGUAGAACUUUUUAAAGAUCUGAGUAGGGCUGUUGCGUUGACCGUAUUACCGCAACACACCGGCGGUCAAGAGUCAUGAAGGCAGUCAAAUUCCACGUGACCAUUUAGGCACGGUAAUUCGGCUUCUCCAAGCUCUGAUGCUGUUGGGCAUUAGUAGCCUACCAAACUUGCUAACUGCCUGGUACUCAGCACUCUAUUGUCCCUCUAAUCACUCUGACAUCAAUGCAAAUGUAAUCGAAAAUCUAAUCAAACACUUAAUGAGAGCCCAUGUGCUCAUGUUGCGCAACAUUUCAAUAGGCUAUGCAAUUGCGGCAGAAAACAGAGUGAUGGCCUCUACUAAAAAGAGGAGGAUCCCAUCAGCUUUCUAUAGGCUAGGCCUACUAUAUUUAUUUCUCAACUUUCCUAAUAUUAAGCAAAUAUUAAGCACAUUGCUUAUCUUUACAACAGGAGUAUAGCCUACCUGGCUGGCAUGAAAAUUAACCACAGGAAAAGCGUCCUCCAUUCGCUAUUUAAGUGCAGAGAUGACAUGUAUUUUUUUCCCCUGCCCCUGUUUCGAGACCGGUGCAUGAUAAUGGUCCAUUCUAAAUCAAAAUUACAUUCACACAUAUAUUAUUUAAUAUAUGUAAAGACAAGUUUAAGUUUAAGAAUAGUCUGAUGGGUUACAAUAUUAGCCUAUCACUUGUGAAUUAUAUAUUAUCACUUGUGAAUGAUGCCCAGCUUAAGGCAAGAAACAAUGCCUUUUUUUGGUGACUUUUUCGAAUCAUAGUCCCACACCUCAUGUAGCCUAGCCCAUAGGCCUAUAUGUUUUGAUAAGGUUUGUAUCACAACUAAAGUGGCCAAAUAACUUCUUAAAAUUAAGCACAUUAAUCCGCUUUACAACGGGUGUAGAGCCUAACUGGCAUACAAUACUGUAUGCAGUGCGUGACUUACAAGUUUGGGGAAGUUAAUUUUCACCAUAAAUAUGCACCUUUAUAAUAAAAGCAUUACACGCAUAAUCGCAUUUGUGGUCACUUUUGAUAAUGGUGUUUUCCCGCGAAUGGAACAUUCGUGUUUAUAGCCUACUGCCGUGUCCGCAUUGCUGCGCUUAUAAUGUGAAGAAAUAGCCUAAUAGUUUAUCAACAUGUUAAGCUAAACAUUCUGAUCUGUUGCAUCAGCCUCAUUGCGUAAAUAAUAUUUUUUUGAUACUAGUGGUUGUAUUAAUUUGGGAUCUAUCGCAUCCCACAACUGUCCCAGACUAUGUUUGGAAUAUUUAUUUCUCGUCACAGAAUAGGUCGAUUUUUGUACUAUGGGGGAUAGUAGAUUGAUAUAGGCUAGUGCUUUUGCUGUUCGUUAGGUCUACUCAUCUUGUUGGCUGACGAAAGUAAAUGUGGACAGUUCUUAAAAUAUCUUCAAUAUGCACCUCGGUAUUGGAUAAGGACGCGCGCCGUUGCAUCCCCGAUGUGUCUCUUCACUUGUAGCCUGUGAGAAAGACCCGAUCACGUGAUGGAGAGCGGUGUGAGUGAGAUGAGAGGUGCUACGGAGUCGGCAGCACUCAGGGAGAAGGGCUGCAAAAGGCAUGGAUUCUUUUAGGGUGCAUUAUGGCCACACAAAGGGGAUGCCGCCGGGAAAAUCAAGACAUUAUCAAGUGCUUCUCAAAUUGUGAAUGAGAGACUGACGAAGUGUGUACAGCCUGCGCAAAAAAGCAAAGCAGAGCUCAUGCCUUUUCAAGUGACUUUUUUCAAAUCAUCAUUAGUCGCAUCGUGCAGCCCUAUAAUGUAUUAAAAAUCUAAAUAUAUUGCCCAACGUUUGUAGAACAACUAAAGUUACAUUUAAUAACUCUAAAUUAAGCAUAUAGGAGUGAGUACCUAUUUCUUUGUUAACCGCACAACACAGAAUAGCCGCAUGUGUGCACUCCCUCAAAUCGUUUGGAGAAAUAUCCUUUCUAUUUUAUUCAGCUUUGUUCAGUAUUCUUCAUACUAUAAAAUAAUCUAAAAUAAUGCCACGGAAUUCUAAGCAAAUCUUGUCUGCUAAAUGAACUAGUGUAGCCCACAGCCAUAUGGCAUAGCCAGAUCAGGACCUAACAUAAGGACAACUCAGAGUAUGCUAUUCUGUUCAUCUGAAAUAGACUACAUUUUCUUCAUAUCAUGUUUCUUUAGACCUGUCUAAAAUAAAUAAUGGGUUUAUUGUGAAGGUGUAGGCUAUAUUACAUGGAUUUAUUAGACUUUUUAAAAUGUAGAUGUUCCAAAUGUCUGCAUCAGUGGCUUGUAGGCUAUGUUGUGGAAGCCAGGUGAUGCUAAAUGUGUUUAUGUUAAUUAACGGUCAAUUACUGGGAGACCGACAGUUAAUUGCUUGACAUUCACCGGCUGACGACAUUUCGUGACCGCCACAGCCUUAGAUCCGAGGGCCCAUGGCAAAUCUUUUCAGCCUCCUGAGUGGGAGGAGGCCCUGUCGUGCCCUCUUCACGACUGUGUGGGUGUGUGUGGACCAUGUUAAUUCCUUAGUGAUGUGGAUGCCAAGGAACUUCAAGCUUUCGAUCCGCUCCAGUACAGCCCUGUCGAUGUGGAUGGGGGAAUGCUCAGCCCUCUUUAUCCUGUCUUACUGAUCUUACUGACGUUGAGGGAGAGGUUGUUGUCAUGGCACCACACUGCCAAAUCUCUGACCUCCUCCCUGUAGGUUGUCUCAUCGCUGUCUGUGAUCAGGUCUACCGACGUUGUGUUGACAGCAAACUUGAUGGUGUUGGAGUCGUGCGUAGCCACACAGUUGUGGGUGAACAGGGAGUACGGGAGGGGACUAAGCACACACCCUUGAGGGGCCCCUGUGUUGAGGGUCAGUGUGGCGGAGGUGUUGUUGCCUACCCUCACCACCUGGAGCUGUCCCAUCAGGCGAGUCCAUGAUCCAGUUACAGAGGGAGGUGUUCAGUCCCAGGGUCCCCAGUUUAGUGAUGAGCUUGGAGGGGUCUAUGGUGUUGAACACUGAGCUGUAGUCUAUGAACAGCAUUCUCACAGUUAUUUCCCCUCUUGUCCGAGUGGGAGAGGGCAGUGUGAAGUUCAAUUGAAAUAGCAUUAUAUGUGGAUCUGUAUGCGAAUUGGGAUGGGUCCAGGUUGUCUGGGAUGAUGGUGUUGAUGUGUAUCAUGACCAGCCUUUCAAAGCGCUUCAUAAUUACAGAUGUGAGUGAUACAAGGUGAUCGUCAUUUAGACAGGUUACCUUGGAGCUCUUGGGAACAGGGACAAUGGUGGUCAGCUGGAAACAUGUUGGGAUUACAAAUUGGGACAAGGCGAGAUUGAAAAUGUCAGUGAAGACACCCUGGUAUUCCGUCUGUUUUUUUCCAAUGGUAAUUAGCAGAAGAAAAUAAUUUAAGGUGUUAAAAUUCCUGCUGUGUUUGGACAGGGAGGUCCAUACUACGACGUGCUGCACAGCAUCCUGGGAGCAUACACCUGCUAUAGGCCAGACGUUGGCUACGUAAGUACACACACACACUUUAUGAAUUCCUCAUUGGUCUACGUCUGUGCCUUUGUGUGAAUGCGAAGUGUCUCAGUAUUAAUGCCUUUCGUCAGAAGCAGAAGGGGCCCCUACACAAUAAGUGCUUUAUCAGAAACCAUUCCUUCGAUAUCAGUCCUAUGGUGUAAGGUCAUAGAAAAGCACUGUAUCUUAGGCUAUAAACGAAGUGGCUGUGAGUCAUACGUUAGCCUAGGGUUUUGUCCCAAAUGGUACCCUAUUCUCUAUAUACUGCACUACUUUUAACUAGAGCCCUAUGGGCCCUGGUCAAAAGUAGGGCACUAUAUAGGGUAUAGGUUGUCAUUUGGGACAAGCCUCUCUGCUCUAUGUAACAGCCAGUAUUUGUAGUGUCUGAGAGAGACGAGCAGCAGGCCUCCAUCGCUCCAACAAGAUGAGUCAUACCUUUCUGAUAUACAGUACCAGUCAAAAGUUUGGACACAUCUACUCAUUCAAGGGUUUUUCUUUAUUUUUACUAUUUUCUACAUUGUAGAAUAAUAGUGAAGACAUUAAAACUAUUAAAUAACACAUAUGGAAUCAUGUAGUAACCAAAAAAGUGUUAAACAAAUCAAAAUAUAUUUUAGAUUUUAGAUUCUUCAAAGUAGCCACCCUUUGCCUUGAUGACAGCUUUGCACACUCUUGGCAUUCUCUCAACCAGCUUCACCUGGAAUGCUUUUCCAACAGUCAGUUCCCAUAUAUGCUGAGCACUUGUUGGCUGCUUUUCCUUCACUCUGCCGUCCGACUCAACCCAAACCAUCUCAAUUGGGUUGAGGUCGGGGGAUUGUGGAGGCCAGGUCAUCUGAUGCAGCACUCAAUCACUCUCCUUCUUGGUAAAAUAGCCCUUACACAGCCUGGAGGUGUUGUGGGUCAUAGUCCUGUUCAAAAACAAAUGAUAGUCCCACUAAGCGCAAACCAGAUGGGAGGCGUAUCGCUGCAGAAUGCUGUGGUUAAGUGUGCCUUGAAUUCUAAAUAAGUCACCGACAGUGUCACCAGCAAAGCACCAUCACACCUCCUACUCCAUGCUUCAUGGUGAGAAACACACAUGCAGAGAUCAUCCGUUCACCUGUUCUGCGUCUCACAAAGACACGGCGGUUGGAACCAAAAAUCUCAAAUUUGGACUCAUCAGACCAAAGGACAGAUUUCCACUGGUCUAAUGUCCAUUGCUCGUGUUUCUUGGCCCAAGCAAGUCUCUUCUUAUUAUUGGUGUCCUUUAGUAGUGAUUUCAUUGCAAGAAUUUGACCACGAAGGCCUGAUUCACGCAGUCUCCUCUGAACAGUUGAUGUUGAGAUGUGUCUGUUACUUGAACUCUGUGAAGCAUUUAUUUGGGCUGCAAUUUCUGAGGCUGGUUACUCUAAUGAACUUAUCCUCUGCAGCAGAUGUAACUUUGGGUCUUCCUUCCUGUGGAGGUCCUCAUGAGAGCCAGUUUCAUCAUAGCGCUUGAUGGUUUUUGCGACUGCACUUGAAGAAACUUUCAAAGUUCUUGAAAUGUUCCGGAUUGACUGACAUUCAUGUCUUAAAGUAAUGAUGGACUGUCGUUUCUCUUUGCUUAUUUGAGCUGUUCUUGCCAUAAUAUGGACUUGGUAUUUUACCAAAUAGGGCUAUCUUCUGUACACCAACCCUACCUUGUCACAACACAACUGAUUGGCUCAAACGCAUUAAGAAGGAAAGAAAUUCCACAAAUUAACAUUUAACAAGGCACACCUGUUAAUUGAAAUUCAUUCCAGGUGAAUACCUCAUGAAGCUGGUUGAGCGAAUGCCAAGAGUGUGCAAAGCUGUCAUCAAGGCAAAGGGUGGCUACUUUGAAGAAUCUGAAAUAUAAAAUAUAUUUUGAUUUGUUUAACACUUUUUUGGUUACUACAUGAUUCCAUAUGUGUUAUUUCAUAGUUUUGAUGCCUUCACUAUUAUUCUACAAUGCAGAAAAUAGUAAAAAUAGAGAAAAUCCCUUGAAUGAGUAGGUGUGUCCUAACUUUUGACUGGUACUGUUUUUGCCCACCCCACCUGGCCCUUUCUCUCUGUGUAUGUUUAUGUGCUUACAUCUGUGUAUUCCAAUGCAGCACUGACCUAGCUGUUUCUAUCUCUUUUGGUUGCAUUCCUCAUCAUGCUCCUGGAACCUUCCACACAGUAGAACUAUCAGAUUACUAAGCCCACUUUUCAGCUCAUUUGUUAUUGCCUUUGAGUCUAAUGAAAUGAGUUGACAGUAUGUGGUAAACGCCUCUAGUCAGUAUACCCUGCUAGAGCUGUUUACUGUGGCUGCACCACACCACAGCCAUGCUGAGAAACAGCACACAGUGUGUUUACAGAGAAAUGGAUCUUGACUUCUGGAGGAGUAUUCUACAAAGCAAGAUCAAUGAGUUAGCCUCUGGCCUAAGUAUUCUGAAAUAACCUUGAAAUGGACAUGGUCUAAUUGACUCAACAACCAAAAACGCAUAUCUAUGUUUAGCUUUCUUAAUGAACCAGAAAUCAACAGUUAUUUCUGGUUGUUUAUGAAAGUUAACUGGCUAACAAAUUGAUCCUGCUUUGUACUAUACACCCCUGGACUGACCAUGUAUGUCAGGCCUUAGGAUACAUUGAAGGCCUUAGGAUAGAUGGAGAGUUCAGGUUAAGUGUUAUAGAAUCUCCUUUUCCCCUUUGCAUUAUGACUAGUCCUCAUAGUAAGGCUCCUAACACCACCCCACUACUAUAACCGUAAACGUCACUAACACACUGUAGCUCUGUGUUAAGCGUUCUGAGAUACAGUAGAUCAUCAUAGCUACAGCACUGUAGCGCUACUAACAUACACUUGUUCCUCCCUGGGGGUUCAGGUGCAGGGCAUGUCGUUCAUCGCGGCGGUGCUGAUCCUCAACCUGGACACAUCGGACGCCUUCAUAGCUUUCGCCAACCUGCUGAACAAGCCCUGUCAGAUGGCCUUCUUCAGAGUGGACCACAGCCUUGUGAGUAUAUUUUAGUCAGACACACACACACACACACACACACACACACACACACACACACACACACACACACACUCAGUUAGUUAGUAAGUUAAUUGGAUUUGGUGUUUGUGCUGGGCUGGAACAAAAGCCUGCACACCCUGUUGGCACUGAGUUACACAAUACACCACCGCAAUCAUAGCACUUGGUACCCUGUUCGCAACUGUAGCCAUGUCUUACUAUGUUAUUACAAAAUUUGUCUGUCGUAGCUCCUAGAUCAGGGCUAUGUGGUUUAUCUGACUCAGUUGUUUCUUCUUGCUUCUACCUCCUCAGAUGUUGACGUACUUUGCAGCAUUUGAAGUGUUCUUUGAAGAAAAUCUACCAAAGCUGUUUGUACAUUUCAAGGAAAUCAACUUGACCCCCGAUAUUUAUUUAAUUGACUGGUAAGUCAGACCUCAAUCUCUUUCUCCCUCUCUUUUUCUCUCUUAAUCCUUUUUCUCAUGUAAAAUAUGUGUAUAAUAUGUACUCUACCGUUCAAAAGUUUGGGGGCAAUAAGAAAUGUUCUAGUUUUCGAAAGAAAAGCAAUUUUUUUUGUCCAUUAAAAUAACAUCAAAUUGAUCAGAAAUACAGUAUAGACAUUGUUAAUGUUAAAAAUGGCUAUUGUAGCUGGAAACGGCUGAUUUCUAAUGGAAUAUCUACAUAGGCGUACAGAGGCCCAUUAUCAGCAACCAUCAGUCCUGUGUUCCAAUGGCACGUUGUGUUUGCUAAUCCAAGUUUAUCAUUUUAAAAGGCUAAUUGAUCAUUAGAAAACCCUUUUGCAAUUAUGUUAGCACAGCUGAAAACUGUUGUGCUGAUUAAAGAAGCAAUAAAACUGGCCUUCUUGAGACUAGUUGAGUAUCUGGGGAGCAUCAGCAAUUGUGUGUUCGAUUACAGGCUCAAAAUGGCCAGAGACAAAGAACUUUCUUCUGAAACUCGUUGCAAAGAAAAAGCCAUAUCUCAGACUGGACAAUAAAAAGAAAAGAUUAAGAUGGGCAGUCUGAGAUAUGGCUUUUUCUUUGCAACGAGUUUCAGUUGCAAAGUUGCAACGAGUUCAUCCCGGAGUCGCCUCUUCACUGUUGACGUUGAGACUGGUGUUUUGCGGGCGCUAUUUAAUGAAGCUGCCAGUUGAGGACCUGUGAGGCGCCGGUUUCUCAAACUAGACACUAAUGUAUUUGUCCUCUUGCUUAGUUGUGCACAGGGGCCUCCCACUCCUCUUUCUAUUCUGGUUAGAGCCAGUUUGCACUGUUCUGUGAAGGGAGUAGAACACAGCGUUGCACGAGAUCUUCAUUUCUCGCAUGGAAUAGCCUUCAUUUCUCAGAACAAGAAUAGACUGACUAGUUUCAGAAGAAAGUUAUUUGUUUCUGGCCAUCUUGAGCCUGUAAUCGAACCCACAAUUGCUGAUGCUGCAGAUACUCAACUAGUCUCAAGAAGGCCAGUUUUAUUGCUUCUUUAAUCAGCACAACAGUUUUCAGCUGUGCUAACAUAAUUGCAAAAGGGUUUUCUAAUGAUAAAUUAGCCUUUUUAAAAUGAUAAACUUGGAUUAGCAAAUGCAACGUGCCAUUGGAAAACACAGGACUGAUGGUUGCUGAUAAUGGGCCUAUGUAGAUAUUCCAUUAAUAAUCAGCCGUUUCCAGCUACAAUAGCCAUUUACAACAUUAGCAAUGUCUACACUGUAUUUCUGAUCAAUUUGAUGUUAUUUUAAUGGACCAAAAAAUUGCUUUUCUUUCGAAAACAAGGACAUUUCUAAGUGACCCCAAACUUUUGAACAGUAUUGUAUUUUUGAAAUAAGAUCGGCUACCAUUUACGAAUAUGAAAAAAUAUAUGAUUAAAAUAUUGACUCAUUUUGUAGUCACUUUUUUUUCUCUGUUAUUUUUGCCCUUCAGAAUGUGUUAUUGUGUACUGAGAAGACAGGAUGUGUGAGUGGGUUUACUGGUGGUCUCCUCUCCCAACCUGUGCUCUCGCCACACAGCUUCCUGUUUUCACGUCAGUUACUUAUACACUGAUUGAGAGAUGAGGGGAGGUGGAUGUCAAGAAAGCAGCCCUGCAGACCUGAAAUAUCAUAAGCUAUUGGACCAUGACACUAAAUCCCAUAAAACAAAAGUGUCCCAGGAAAAUACAUUUAAUCUAUAGAUAGUUUGGGAAUUUGCUGAUUUACAGAGCCGUAUCUGUUCAAAUGCCAUUGUCCUUAUCUGCAUUCUCUUUCUCAGACUCAUAGGACUGUGUGUGCUUGUGUGCUCAUUAGUGUAUGCUUGGUGUGUUUGCGUCCAUGUCUCCAUGGACUACUCCCGUCCGUGAAUGUGUUUGUGUGAAAAUAACGCCAGGUUAACGCCAGGUAUGGUCUCUUUGUACCUUUGUACCUCAAUGCUUCAAUAUGAAAGGUGUAUCCAAAUGAAGUAUGUCGCUCUCUCUCUCUUCUCUCUCACUCUUCUCUCUCUUUCAUCUAUCUAUCUAUAUAUAGGAUCUUCACCCUGUACAGUAAGUCGCUGCCGUUGGACCUGGCGUGUCGGGUGUGGGACGUGUUCUGUCGUGACGGUGACGAGUUCCUGUUCCGGGUGGCCCUGGGCAUCCUGCGCCUGUACGAAGACGUGUUGACCCGCAUGGACUUCAUCCACAACGCCCAGUUCCUCACCCGCCUGCCCGACCACAUCCCCCCCGAACAGCUCUUCUCACACAUCCACGCCGUCCACAUGACCAGCAAGAACAGGAAAUGGGCGCAGGUGAGAUGACACAAAUAGACAUCUGAUUUCCUCGAUUUUUGUUUUUAGGAGGGAUGUGCUAAGAAGCCCUCUGAGGCAGCUGACUUCAAAAUAGUAUCUUGAAAAUAUACAUUAUUUCAGGUGCGGCGCAACAGAGUUCGGAAGGUGGGGGAAAGGACACUUAUGUCAACUAUGGGUUUGUGCUUUGUUGGUUAGCAACACUGCCUAUGUACAGCAUUCUAAAGAAUGAGGCUUGAUGGAAUUUCCUGGAAACCCUUUCCUAUGUGAUUGAAUAAAUGAGAUUGCACCAUGCUUCUUCCUUUUGAGUAUGAUAUGAACUCAAUGCUCCCUGUUUAACAUGACUGAUGUUUCCUUGUUUCUCCUCUGGUGUCCUCAGGUUCUUCAGGCCUUACAGAAGGAGCAGGAGCGGAACAGUCCAAUCCUAAAGCACUGA